Messenger RNA from Rasamsonia emersonii CBS 393.64, 327 nucleotides. RefSeq lists its product as uncharacterized. Bases 1 to 327 code for a protein of 108 amino acids. NCBI's taxonomy places the organism in Eukaryota, Fungi, Ascomycota, Eurotiomycetes, Eurotiales, Trichocomaceae. The transcript is spliced from 3 exons. The record is from RefSeq and is a predicted model, not a curated record.
AUGUUCGAGAACGGCAUCUUCGGCUUCUUCAAGUCCUCCAACAAGGAGGAGUCUGCCCCCCAGCAGACCUGGAACCCCAACACCAUGACCAUGGAGCAGCCCACCAACUACGCUGGCAACAACAAGCAGGAGGUUGUGACUGAGCAGCCUUCCUCUCAGGAGCCCAUGAAGCUGCGUGGUGGCGGUGAGGCCGGUGAGUUGCGCCGGUCUGAUGUGCUUCGAGUGCUUCGAGGACUGCUGCUGCUAGACGAGCUUCAUCCAUCAUCCUCCUUAUCUAUCGUCAAAGCCAUACCUGCCAUCAGCGGAGCAAAGUUCGCCAUUGAUUGA